AGCCCAGGGAGAGGGGACGCGAUACAAGGACGUCUAGAAGAGGCCUCCGAGGUCAUUUCUUUUGAGCUUCCCAGAAAAGUGCGGCGGCCCGCCCUCCUGGGGGGUGUGGGCGGGGCUUAGCCGUCUCCUUUCGGCACUUGGCUGGUCUGCAUACCUGUGUGGUGGGCACCAGCGUAAGCAAGAUCGCCGGGGAAUGUUGGGUGUGGAGCCGGUCCUUCUGAGGGAAAGGGAAUAGCGGGAGCACGUAAGGUCUUCUCGUCAGCGGUGAGCGGUUCUGCUGGGAAGAAAUGAUGGGGCUCCCUCUCCGGAGCGAGGGGGCGGGGCCUCGCCCUCUCCCGGGUGUGCUAUAUAGGGCACUGACCUGGCCGCUCUGGAGCGAAGACAGCUCCGGACUUGGGAUCAUCGGAGUAAUAGAAGCACCAUGGAAAAUCCUGAAAAUACAGUAGAUUCAAGAUCCACUGAAAGUUCAGGAGUAAAUAUCUUCCAUGAUAGGAAGUCAGCACAAUCUCAACUCUCAUCAGACCAGUAUAAAAUGGAUUAUCCAGAAAGGGGGUUAUGUGUAAUAAUCAACAAUGAAAAAUUUCACCCAAACAUUGGCAUGCCAUCUAGGUCUGGUACAGGUAUAGAUGGAGCACAACUCAGGGAAGCAUUCGAGAGCUUGAAAUAUGAAGUCAGGGAUAAAAAAGAUCUGACACGUAGAGAAAUAAAGGAGUUACUGGACAAUGUUUCUAAAGAAGAUCACAGCCAGAGGAGCAGUUUUAUUUGCAUCAUUCUAAGUCAUGGUGAAGAAGAAAAAAUCUUUGGGACAGAUGGAUCUCUUGAACUGAAAGAAUUAACAUCUUUCUUUAAAGGGGAUCAGUGUAGAACUCUAGUAGGAAAACCAAAGAUUUUUAUUAUUCAGGCAUGUAGAGGCACCAAAUCAGAUUAUGGUGUUCAGCCAGACAGUGGCACUGAUGACUAUGGCACUGAGGAGAACAUAACAUACCAGAAAAUACCUGUUGAGGCAGACUUCUUAUAUGCAUAUUCUACAGCCCCAGGCUACUAUUCUUGGAGAAACAAAAAGAAGGGAUCCUGGUUUAUCCAGUCACUUUGUGCAGUGCUGAAAGAGUAUGGUCAGAAGCUUGAGAUUAUGCAGAUCCUUACCCGGGUCAAUAGAAAGGUGGCCCUGGAGUUUGAAACUAAGAACUCAGAGCUUCCCUUCCAUACAGUGAAGCAGGUGCCAUGUAUUAUGUCCAUGCUUACUAAGGAACUCUAUUUUUCCCCCUAAUAAAAUCCAUGCAUUUAAUUUUUUUAUUUUAAAUUUUUUCUCUGCAAUGAGGGUUAAGUGACUUGCCCAGGAUCAUGCAGCUAGUUAGUGUCAAGUGUUUGAGGUUGGAUUUGAACUCAGGUCCUCCUGAAUCCAGGGCCAGUGCUUUAUUCACUGUGUCACCUAGCCACCCAAAUCCAUGCAUUUUAAUUUGUAUGCCAAACCAGUAAAUCAUAGGUAUGAGGUGCAUUUCCUUGGUAAUUAAAGUUGUACACCUUGAGCCUAAUACAAUACAAUUGUAAGGUUGGGUUGGGGGGGUUGGGGAGAGAAUUGCCAUUUCUGCCUGGAAUAGAACCUUUUAAUAGAACCAAUACUUUGCCUACCUCAAAUUCAAGUAGUUCAAGUAGAAGCUAAUUAGAAGUUAAUAUACAGAGUUUGUAAAGAAAAAAAUGGAUAAUGCCAUUUGUUAUAAGAAGCUAUUGUAUCUUCAAAACUUUAAGAGUAAUUAGAGAUUUAGAGAAAAGAACUCUCCCUGGUGAUAUAUGAUCAUGGGUUUUGAAGGGUUUUAGGGGAAAUUAACACAUUUUAAUGGCUAUUUUUACUUAAUGGUGAAAGCCAGCGCUGCAUCUUGGGUAAAACCAUGGCCUUGAAAUCUGGAAGACCUGGUUUGCAACAUGUGUUACCCCAAGCAAAGUCACUUGACUUAUCAACGCCCCAGGAAAUGAAGUCUGUAAGUUUCAUAAUAGUGCAAGAUCAUCAUAAAUGGAGUGACUUUUCCAUUCUGGGAUUCCAUCCACAGACAAGUGACUCAGUUGUCCUGACCCAGAUUUUUUUAAACUCAAUUUAUAAGUAUGUAUUCAGUUUUUGUCACAUGGCAAAUAAUGUAUGAUGAUGCUUUCUUGGUCUCUGCCAGAAUUCCUGGUAAUGCUAGAGAAGAGACUAGCAGUGGCAGGCUUUUACUUGCAAAAUUCUUAUUUGGAAAUAAACAAGGGAAACCUA
Dromiciops gliroides (monito del monte) is the source of this 2245-nucleotide messenger RNA. RefSeq names its product caspase-3-like. The transcript has 7 exons. Gene Ontology annotation, cellular component: cytoplasm. Gene Ontology annotation, biological process: keratinocyte differentiation; erythrocyte differentiation; neuron differentiation. The record is from RefSeq and is a predicted model, not a curated record. Bases 422 to 1267 code for a protein of 281 amino acids. Lineage: Eukaryota; Metazoa; Chordata; Mammalia; Microbiotheria; Microbiotheriidae.